UAUUUUAGGUCCAAAUGAAACACAAUUGACUAUGAAAUCUUUACAAAUUGAACAAUCAAAACGUAACCAUUUGUUAUUGACUAUCAAUCAAAGAAAGGAUCAUUUAUAUCCAAUGAAAUUUCAUUAUGAUCAAUUACUUGUUCAAUUAAUGAAAGAAAAUGGUCAUAUUCAAGUGAAUAAUUUAAUUAUUCCUAAAUC
Molecule: messenger RNA, 198 nt
Organism: Schistosoma intercalatum
Lineage: Eukaryota; Metazoa; Platyhelminthes; Trematoda; Strigeidida; Schistosomatidae
Source: the annotation of a GenBank genome assembly